Ictalurus furcatus (blue catfish) is the source of this 7015-nucleotide messenger RNA. RefSeq names its product homeodomain interacting protein kinase 3b (gene hipk3b). Bases 422 to 4360 code for a protein of 1312 amino acids. Gene Ontology annotation, cellular component: cytoplasm; PML body; nucleus. Gene Ontology annotation, biological process: peptidyl-threonine phosphorylation; peptidyl-serine phosphorylation. Lineage: Eukaryota; Metazoa; Chordata; Actinopteri; Siluriformes; Ictaluridae. The record is from RefSeq and is a predicted model, not a curated record. The transcript is spliced from 17 exons. Gene Ontology annotation, molecular function: protein serine/threonine kinase activity; ATP binding; protein tyrosine kinase activity.
CGCUCUGUGUUCGGUUGCUCAGGUCCGAUCCCUGUGACAUAAACUCCAAAACAUUUGUGUCGCGCAGCUGAGAGUGGGUGAGAUCAGCAGCGCAGAGGGAAGGAAGCUGGAGAUGAAGCGGAGCUCGUUUCCCGGUUAGAGUCGGGGCUCCGCCGCCCUGCCGAGCGCACCGACACGUCAUGCCCGGGACUGCGUGCGGUUUCUCUGAGCGCUGAUGUGCGUGAGCUUUGUGUGUUUGCGGAGUUUGACAUGCGGGAGACGGUGGUGCUGUUAUUAUUAUCAGGCGCGAGCUCUCCUCUCCAGUUGUGCAGGACAAGAUGGCAGCAGUGCACACUGAUGUACACGCUAUGAGUUAUAAUAUGAGUGUAUAAAAUGUCCGGAGAAACAUUGGAGCUAACCAACUGUUACUCUACGUGAAGGUAUGGCCUCACAAGUCUUGGUCUACCCACCACAUGUUUAUCAAACUCAGACAAGUGCCUUUUGCAGUGUGAAGAAACUCAAAGUCGAACCCAACAACUGUGUUUACCAUGAGAGGGCCUUCCCACUGACUUUUUUGAAUGGUAGAACCCUUGGCAUUGGACAGCCAACGAAAUUUGCACCGACGUACAAGACACGGGACUUUGCAGGGGGCAGACACCGUGGGGACUUCCCAGUGCAGACUGUCGCUGUACAAGGUGUACAACGACAACCAACCAGUGCAGCAGCACAUCACCAAGGAAGGGGUGUCCCGUUACAGGGCAAAGAGCCGAAGCAUCUGGAAAAAGGCAGGAGCAGCGGUGGAGCUACAGGGGCAUCUGGAGGGGUCCGGGGCGAGGAAAACGGAAGUAGUGUGGGAGGAGUUGCCGGUGGAGGGACCGACGAGGACAAGGAAGAAGACAACUGUAGUUCUAACUUGGCAGAUGGUUCCCAGCGAUGUGGUUUGAAACGUAAGAGCGAGGAGCUGGAGAACCAGGGAAACGCCAUGCAGAUAGUGGAGGACCUGUCAAUCUUGCCUGCGAUGUUGCAAACGAACGUGGGGAACCCGCCAGUUGGGGUCCCAGCAGCCGUAGCAGCGGGGCCAGUAAAACAAGGAGGUGGAAAUGGCAGCGGGGACGGCGACUACCAGCUGGUGCAACAUGAGGUGCUUUGUUCAAUGAAGAACACCUAUGAGGUGCUGGACUUCCUUGGCCGUGGUACCUUUGGUCAGGUGGUCAAAUGCUGGAAACGAGGCACCAGCGAGGUGGUGGCAGUAAAGAUCCUGAAAAAUCACCCGUCCUACGCGCGGCAGGGCCAGAUUGAGGUAGGCAUCUUGGCCCGUCUGAGUGGCGAGAACGCAGACGAGCAUAACCUGGUGCGGGCUUUCGAGUGCUUCCAGCACCGUAACCAUACCUGCCUUGUGUUCGAGAUGCUUGAGCAGAACCUAUACGAUUUCCUCAAGCAGAACAAAUUCAGCCCGCUGCCUCUAAAGGUGAUACGGCCCAUUCUUCAGCAGGUUGCUACCGCACUGAAGAAGUUGAAGGCCAUGGGUCUGAUCCAUGCCGAUCUGAAGCCUGAGAACAUUAUGCUUGUGGAUCCUGUCCGACAGCCGUACCGGGUGAAAGUCAUAGACUUUGGUUCCGCCAGCCAUGUCUCCAAAGCCGUUUGUUCUACGUACCUCCAGUCGCGGUACUACAGGGCUCCGGAGAUCAUCCUAGGCCUGCCGUUCUGUGAAGCCAUAGACAUGUGGUCAUUGGGCUGUGUGAUAGCGGAGCUGUUCCUGGGCUGGCCCUUGUACCCCGGGGCUCUGGAGUACGACCAGAUCCGCUACAUCUCCCAGACGCAGGGUUUACCUACAGAGAACCUGCUCAACCUGGGGACCAAGACCUCUCGCUUCUUCUGCAGAGAGUCCGACUCCCCGUACACUGCAUGGAGACUGAAGUCCACAGAGGAACACGAGGCAGAAACCGGGAUGAAAUCGAAAGAAGCCAGAAAGUAUAUUUUCAGCUGUUUGGAUGAUAUUGCGCAUGUGAAUUUAGUGAUGAAUCUGGAAGGGAGCGACCUGCUGGCUGAGAAGGUGGAUCGUGGAGAGUUUGUGCUGUUGCUGAAGAAGAUGUUGUGGAUCGACGCGGAGAAGAGAAUCGUCCCCGGUGAAGUCCUCAACCAUCCCUUCGUCACCAUGCAGCACCUGCUCGACUUUCCUCACAGCAAUCAUGUGAAGGCGUGUUUCCACAUCAUGGACGUGUGCAGGCCGCGCCCCGGGACCUACGACAGCGUCAACCGGAACAAAGCUUCAUUCACGAGACCGGCCACGACCUCGGCGCCAAACCUCACCAUCCCCUACAGCAAGAUGGCCACCGUGCACACGCAGCCUCUGGCUCCGUCUGCUCCCUCUGUCCUGCAUCCUGCGAUCCCGCUCCAAACAGGAAGUGGUCAGUUCGGGGACUCGUUUCAGCAAACGCUCAUCAUCUGCCCUCCGACCAUACAAGGUCUCCCUCCUAACCCCAACAAGCCGGCGGGUUUCUCGGUUCGAAUGGAGAGCACGGUUCCUCUGGUGACCCAGGCCCCCGCUAUCCAGCCUCUACAGAUCAGACCAGGUGUCAUCACACAGCAAGCCUGGUCCGGUCGGCCGCAGCAGAUCCUGGUCCCGGCCUGGCAGCAGGUGACCCCGGUGGCGUCCGAUUCUGUGGCAGGACCACAGAGGCUGGCAGACUGGGGAAAAGUCCGGCCUCACGGGAACCACUACAGCUCCAUCCUGCCCCACCCCCAACCUCUGUUAGCCAAUCACAUGACGGCCAUGUCGGCGCACCAGCCAAUCAGCAUCGGAAUCGCUCAUGUGGUGUGGCCGCAGCCGGCGUCCAACAAGAGAAACAAACCCUGCCUGAACAGGACUAACUUCUCACACAACAGCAACACACACAACUCGGCGUGCCAUUCCCCGAAGACCACCAACACUCGCAAACGCACCGAGGAAGUCGAGGGUCGUCAAGAUUGUGUGGUGGAGGCAGAGUCACAGGAGGAGGAGGAGGAGCCUGCGUGCUGUAAGGUGGAAGUGGAGGCGGAGUCUAACGGGAUGGGCGUGUCUGAGAAGCAGAGGCAGGCGGUGACGGCCGACACACAGAGUCCAGCAGGCAGCGUGAUCAGCAUCAGCAGUGAUGAAGAGGAUGAUGAAGAGGAGCCGGGAGCGCAGAGGCACUCAGUAGAGUGUAAAGGCAGUACGGAGUGCGAGGCGUGUCUGAGUACGCUGAAUAUGGAGCGUGCGUGUUCCCUCAGCAGUCCUGACUCCAGCCUCAGUACCAGCUCGUCCGCAUCAGUGCAGUCCAGCACCUCACCCUGCAAGAGACCCAACAGCAUGUCUGAGGACGAGCGAGAGAGUGGCUGUGAUACGGUAGACGGCUCUCCUGCCUCGGACUCCUCCGGUCGCGCGGACAGUCCGUUCCUGGAAAGCCGUUACAUCGCUGACGGGAAUCAGAACCGUAAAAGUCACGCGAACGCAGAGACGAAGAUGAGCAAAGCACCUGUACGGACCAUGGUGGUGCCUCCCAUGAGGGUGCAGAACAACAACAACGAACCGACGGCCGGGACGGGUCACGCGUCUUGGGGUUACGCAGCUAUAAUAGGUGAAAGUCGGCCGUACAGUCCUCGAGCCGUCGUGCCAGUCGAAAGGUCGCUUCGGUGCCGUCAGACAGAUGCAUCACUCAACCCCGCUCCUGAACCGACCGCAGAAACUCAUCCCUCCACCCCAGCAGUCACAACCACCACCACCACCACCACCUUUUGGGCAGCUCCAGCAUCCCACGUCAGAAUGGAACUGCAACUACAGCCACCGGCGCCCUCAGGCUUUCAUCCCCCCCAUGGUGCAUGGCCACGCGUUCACCCUCACACAUGGCAGCCCCACCCACUCUACGGCCCAUCCCCCUGCCCCGCCCCUGGGCAUCGUCCACCCACAUGCGCAGCCCGCUUUGCUGUCUUACCCGCCUUCGGCUCCUCUGGUACCGACUGGCCCCAUGUCGCACCUCCUGCCCUCGCCUGGUACUACACGGAGCCACGUGCUCCUUUCCCACCCGGCCAGGCACCUGGUCCACCAGGUGAGUGUGGGUAUCAGUGCCCGCCUCCUUCCCUCGCCCACGCUCCAUCCUCAGGGCCAGUUCAAACCUCUCUUCCCUUCACACUCGUACAUCGCCUCUCCCGCCUACGCAGGCUUCCCCCUCAGCCCCACCAAACUCAGCCAGUACUCCUACAUCUGACGCACGUUCGGUUCAGGCAGCCCGUCUACCCCCGUGUCCCAUCGGGGUAUCUUACGGGAACCACAAAUCAUCUGGUUUUCAUGCCCAAAGCCAUGGCACAAACAAGAACACAAGCUGUUUUUCUGAACCACAUCAACUCGGGUGCAGUUGUACUUUAAAUCGAGCUUUAAAAAAAAAAAAAGAUAUAUAUAUAUAUAUAUAUAUAUAUAUAUAUUUAACAGAAUGUUUUUGAAGGUAUAUCGCAAGUUGGUGAAGAACACAAAGAGGAAAAGCAAGUAUGGAUGAAAAAAAAAAAAACAAAGACAAUGUGUUUUUGCACAUUUUCUACAACUUCUUGUCAGAUUUUCAAACGAAGCACUCCUCCAAACAGGUGAAUAAAAAGGAGGUGCCGGGAGGGGGGGGUGGAGUGGAGGGGAGGGUAGGGGGUGGUACGAUUUAAAAAAAAAAAAAGAAAGAAAAAAGAAUGAUGUAAUCGCACACCUCCUCCUCCUCCUCUUCCUCUUCCUCGUCCCCUCUCAAAUCUAUUUUUCUAUAUUGCCUUCUAAGUCGUGCGAGACACAUCUCCGUUUGUAAAGCCACCCCAGUAUCCUGCUCACGAACCCCCGACCCGCACAUACCGUCCGCGUCGUGAUGUUCCGCCUUUUCAAAGUAUUUAUACUGGUGUGGUUUCGGUGUCGAGUCACUUAAUCGGAUUAGAAAACGUGGUCGUUCCCUCACGCUGCAUGUGUUCUUGCAUGAUCUGCAAACGUCGACGUCGGAUCGGAGAGAUGCCAAUAGAUGUCGCUCUUAACUGUUCCCGUCAUGACACUCGCUGCAUCGUUUCAACACGUCCUCAGCCAUAGUGCCUUAAAUAUUCUGAGGUUGUUCAUGUUACUACUUAUAUAUAAAAUAUAUCUAGAAACGAAUAAAUGUAUCGGACUGCAGCACUUGAAGUUCAGAUCGGUCCGUGCGUUGUGCGUGUGUAUACGCACAGGUGUAUGCUUUCAUACCUGAUUCUGGCAUGGAUGUGUCGCAUUGCACAAAAAAAAAACAAACAAAAAAAAAAAAAAAACAGUUUUCGAGUCUGAAACGUAGUCGGUUCUUUUUUUUUUCUUUUCCUUUUUUCUUUCCCCCCCGAGGACGGCAUGCUUUUGCUGUAGCGAAACGCUAGCGGUUUGCUUAGUUUUUUCUUUAUUACCUUCUUUGACGAAUGAACUAGUGUACAAAAAGCAAGCAUCGAAUACCGCUUAAUGUUUGAUAAUCGAUUUCUAUUAAGUGGAGGGGAAAAAAAAAAAAUCAGAUAAAAAUGACUAUUUACAGUGUUUGUACUGUUUAAUGAAACUGCAAUACAAUCGAAAUAGUCCUUGAUUCUCAGCCGUGCGCGCGCGCGUGUGUGUGCGUGCGCGUGUGUGUGUGUUUGUUUUUCGUUUUCGUUUUUUUUUUUCCCUCUCGUUUCGUUUUUGGAAUCGUUCGAGUUUUGUAUUCUCGACGUGUAGAACGUGGUGGGCAUGGCUUUGACUAGAUGACGAAAUGCAACUAGGUCUCCGAUUCAUGGUUUGGAUUCAUCUUCGCCUGACAGACCAUGCAGUAUUUGGAAUAUAAUCUAAUAUAUGUACGGUAUAUCUAAUAGAGCUAGUCUAUUUAGUGCUGAAGCUUGACGAGGUGUGACUUUUAUCUUGUGCAAUCUUCUCAUUUAUGCAUGUGUGAAACAGUUUAACGUGUUUUAUUUCUAUAUUAUGUACUUCGUUCAACGCUUACCGGUGUCGACUGCUUAUUUUAUACAUUCCGUCAGGGAGAUAAUAUGUAUGUAUGUAUGUAUGUAUGCUUUGUGCAGAUUUCUUGAUUUUUUUUUUUUGUUGUUGUUGUUGUUUUUCUGGUAAUCGUGCGUGUACUUUUUUUGUUUUGUUUUUUUUGGGGUCUUUUUUCUUUUUAAUAUAAAGUUGCUUGUGCAGCACCAAAGACUGUAAUUCGUUAUUAAUUCGUUCAUUUUCUAAGCAAGGUAGCUACUCUCCCUGCAUAGACCUCAUGUAUACUGUAGUAAUUAUAGUCCUGGGGUAAGUUUUAAGAAUAAACGGAAAUGUAUUUGAAAUACGGCUUAGGUUAGCGUUUUAGGUUUAGCUUUUCUGAGCAAGUAAUAAGACGUAUCAUCUAUCUUGAAUGUAUCCUAGAUAAGCUGCUAUAUUAUUAUUAUUAUUAUUAUUAUUAUUAUUGCCACUUCAGAUAGCUGUGAAAUUAGAUGAUUAUUUUUUUUUUCUUCGAUCAUAUCUGCGUUUGUAUUUGGGUUGAAUAGUUUUGCUUUAAUGUUUUGGAGUGUAAUCGUAACUACUGUAUUGCUGUUGAUGGAGAUUAGUUUGAGUUUGUUGAUGCUCUGUGGGUUGGUGGUGUUUCGCAUCAGUAUUUUAACUUUCAUUAACUGUUCUUUAUGUAACUUAAGUUGAGGUUUUUUUUUGUUUUGUUUGUUUGUUUGUUUUUUUUUUUCUUUUCUCUUCUGUUUACUUUUCCGUUAUACAUUGAUCACGGUGAUGGAUUGAAGAACGGAUAUUGUUUUAACGAUCACAGAUUCGGUGAAUUGGUUGUGUGAAUUGUUACGGUUAGCCGAAAUGUCAAGGAAAAUUAUUAAUUAUUAACCCCCCCUCCCCCCCCCCCCUUCCCCAAAAUUCCUUUUUUUUUUUUUUUUUUCGGGGUUCCAUCUCAUGCUAUUUUAUGCACUUGGGUAGAUCUCUGGGAUUUGUAAUGAAAAUCCAGUGUUUUAUUCAAUUUAUUAUGAUUUUUGAUUUUUUUUUUUUUUUUUUCUACAGCGUUAACACUUUCUAUAAAGCUGAUAUUGUUAAAGA